Alnus glutinosa is the source of this 2225-nucleotide messenger RNA. RefSeq names its product protein ecdysoneless homolog. The record is from RefSeq and is a predicted model, not a curated record. The transcript is spliced from 5 exons. Gene Ontology annotation, cellular component: nucleus. Bases 65 to 2023 code for a protein of 652 amino acids. Lineage: Eukaryota; Viridiplantae; Streptophyta; Magnoliopsida; Fagales; Betulaceae.
AAAACCCCCCACCCCCCGAACAUUGACGACAGCAACAGAACUACAGAAGGUAGUUACAGAGACCAUGGCCACCACUACAGAACCCGACUCCAUCUUCUCCCAACAGAAUUCCAGGCUCCCAGACGACACCGUCUUCUACGCCAUCUUCCCAGACUUCGCUCUAAAUCCCAACACUACCCCUCCUGAGCCCUCCUCUUUCCAAUCCCUCCACCUCCAAAUCCUAAAAUCUCUCUCGCCUUAUACCGAAGGCUAUAUCUGGCAGCACGAGCCCUUCGCUCUCUCGCUCUCGUCCCAAUCCAAACCCUCCUGCCUCUGCUCCUCCGAUCUCCCCCACCUCCACGGCAAGCUCCGCUUCGGCGAUAACCUCGACGACGAGUGGUUCGCCGUGUUCCUCCUCUUCCACAUCUCCGCCACUUUCCCUUCCGUCUCGGUCCGAGUCUGGGACACUGACGGCGAGUUCCUCCUCAUCGAGGCCGCCUUCCACCUUCCCCGCUGGCUCAACCCCGAUACCAGCCCCAACCGCGUCUUCAUUCGCCAAAACUACCUCCACAUCGUCCCGAAAGACCGAAUUUCAAGUCCGAGUUUACCCGAUUCGCUCCGGUUCGUGAUAAAUUAUGGCGACGAAUCGCGAGCCCCGGAGCCGGUUCAGUCCGCGGUGAAGAGUAAGAUAUUGGAGUACCCGGAGCGGGCGAGGAGGAACAUGCACUCCGUUAGGGUUAGGGUUCCGGUGGCGGUGGCGCAGGUGUUGAGUCACGAGCCCUGUCUGAUCUCCCUUGCGGUGGAGGGGUUCUACGACCGAGACAUCGACGCGAUGAAGCACGCGGCGAGAAUGGAGAGGUUCGCGCCGAGAGGAAGAGAGGAGGAGCUGGUUCGGGUCUUGGUGAGGAUGUCGAAAGCCAUGUACGCGCAACUGGUGCAACAGACCUUUUCGGCGCCGAAAUGUUACCCAAUGCCGGAUCGUUCCGAUACGGCGGCGUAUUUGGAGGCCGAGUUGGGGAUGAAGAUCGCGUGCGGGUUCGAGAUGGUGUAUCAGAUGAGACGGAAGGAGGGUUUGGAAGGGAAGGGUAGCACGUGGGAGGCUUAUAGGGAGAGCUUGGAGAGUAGUGGGUACUUUGAAGGGUUGGUUCCUGGGUCCAAAGAGUAUCGGAGAUUGAUGCAGAACGCCGAGGAGUAUUACCACAAUAGUUCUUUGUUUUCGAGGGCCAGUGAAAUGUUGAGUGCUCCGGUGAGACGAAUUGAUGAAAUUCUUUCUUUGCCCCAUUUGGCGGAUGAUUUUAAGGGUCAGGAGGUUCCUCCUUCUGAUGAUGAUUCUUGGCUUUACAACGGAGAGGACGAGUUAAACUCUGCUCUUCUUGAGAGGCAAAAGGAGAUGGACCUCUAUAAUUCAAAACGUAAAAAGAAACAGAAAGGGAAUGAAGAUACUGGUCCUUCUUCCAGUUCUAAUGUUGAUGAGGCUGCUCUUGGUGAUAUAGCUAAAACCAUGCAGGCUUUUGUCCAUAAGGUUUCAAGCUAUAAGGGAGCUGAGGUUCCUGAAGACAGGAACCUGAAAGAAGUGGACCUUAAUGUUGACCGCUUUAUUCAAGACAUGGAAUCAGUAAUGAAGCGACAAGGUUUUGUGGAUGUUGGCAGUGAUGUUGAUAUUGAAGAAGGGUCGUCAUCUGACUUUGAUAUGGAUGACGAGUCUGAAGAUGAGAGUGAUACUGCAGAACCUUCUGAGGAUAACGAGGAUAGAGAUGAUUCUUUCUUGCGCUCCUAUUCUGAUGCUAUGAAUGAAGAGUUGAAGACCACCUCCCUCACAAAAAGUUUUGUUCGUGCUAAUGAGCAAGCGCCAAAGAAGGAUGAGGGAAAAUCAAAUGGCACAGAAGAUAUGGAGGAGGAUUUCAGUCCUGUGGAUGUGGAUGUGAACCUUGUGAAGAGCUUUCUUGAUUCCUUUUCCUCCCAACAAGGACUUCCCGGUCCUGCUUCCAAUUUGCUUGGGCUCAUGGGUGUACAGCUCCCACGCGAUGACAAGAAGGGCGAAUGAUUCUCUCUUCUUAUGGGUCCUGUCCAGUUUUGUAUUUGUUCUCUCCAAUAUAUAUAUAGUUCAUGACUAUAUAUAGAUUGUAACUCUUCUGCACAACUUCCUUAGCAAUGUAUAUUGUGGUACGCAUCAGCAUCAGGGCUUGUGCAUGACCGUGUGUUUAUAUUCAUUUUGGCGAGUGAAUGCAUACUUGGCGGAGUUUAAA